AUGUUGUCGCUGAACAGAUCAUGUUCUUUCAAUCAAUUGCCAGUUGAAAUUUGGGACAUUGUAUUCAGUUUUAUGGAGCCUGUCUUUGAUGCAUCCAAAGAAAAUUCAAAAAGUAUUACAUUUAUUCAAACCUAUACUAGGAAAUUGAGAGAAUGGAAUGCUGCACGCUCAACGAGCAGUAUCUUUUAUAAUGUCGUUAAAUCUUCUUUCUCUGUUUUGGAUUUGAGUCCGUUAUUUAGUACUGAGAUCAUCACCAUAGCCAAAGUAUCUGAUGAAAUGAAUCCUUUUAUGCCCAGUAAAAAGCAAGGGUUUACAUGGAGCUUUAUCACUGAUGAUCAAUUAGAAAAAGAAGAAUCAGUUAACAAAAUAUUUAAACGACAAGAUGAAGUUUGUAAAUAUCUUGUACGAGGUGUUGGUAAUGGCUUUUCAUCAAUUAGCAAGUUAGUUCUGGAUAACAUGUACAGGCUACAAGAAGCACAAUUAGAGCAAUUAUGUGACAUGCUUCCAAAUCUCACUCAUUUAUCUUUAUUACACUGCAAUAAUGUGAAACAUUUCAAUGUUUCUAAACAUGCAAAGAUUUCACAUUUUAGAAUUCAUGCUUUCCAAUUAGAUUUAAGAAUUGAAUUAACAAGGCAACAAUAUUCACAACAAAUUAAUAGAGUAAUUACAAUUGAAGUAGAGGGUGGAUAUGAAGUAUUUCUGUCAUAUUUAGCAAAACAACUAGUACAUACAGUGAAAGCAUGCCACAGGUAUCGAGUAGGAGAUUUGAAAAAAAUUGUUGCACCUUUUUUAGAAAAGGAGCCACCUUCGAUAAGAUUUAUUUUUGCAGGCACAGAUCUCGAUGAUGAAAGAUUCCUGCCAGACUGUUCCAUUAGUACCUACUGCACAUUACAUGUUGUUUGUAGAAACUGA
Naegleria lovaniensis is the source of this 912-nucleotide messenger RNA. RefSeq lists its product as uncharacterized. The coding region runs from base 1 to 912 and encodes 303 amino acids. Gene Ontology annotation, molecular function: protein binding. The transcript has 2 exons. NCBI's taxonomy places the organism in Eukaryota, Heterolobosea, Eutetramitea, Acrasida, Naegleriidae. The record is from RefSeq and is a predicted model, not a curated record.